AUUUCUAAUUUUUCUAACAGCUUCACCCAUUUUAAGUGACGUAAUCCGCCUUUCAAAUUAAAAAUUCAUAUUAUAGUUAACGCCGUGACGUCACUUGUCAGAUGAUUUAUGGAAGUAGAUUAAUUUUCUUAUAAGUCGCUUUAAAAAUUUUCCUAAAUAUAGAAACAUAAUAUAAUAUUCAUAUAAAAAGUAUUUUAAAAUUAUUUUUCUUAAAUAAGUUACCCGACGACGCAUGCGUAAUAGAUGAAAGAAGCAGACGAUAGUUUUUUUUCUUGAUGACGUCUGCUUUUAAUCUCGUUCUUUUUAUUUUAUUUUUUAUUUUUGUCCGUCUUCGACCGAAAACUGGAUUUAUCCGCUCAUUUUUCUUCUCGUUUAUCAAAAGGAUGUCAUUAAUAUUUAAAAUCAGCGAUUUGGGACACGCCUCGAAGAGAGUUGAGUCACGAAAGUCUUCUUAUCGGAGAAUUAUCCAUUGUCGAUUUGUGACGGAAAUACUCCCCGAGAUAGAAGAGUAUUCGUUAUUAUACGGGAAUUUUUAUUCAUUUAUUAAUAAUAAUACGAAAUUCACAUUUGAAAAUGAUCUUCCUGUUGAUUGAUGCCGUACGAUUAGAUAAAGAAGUCUUCAUAAUGCAUUGUUUGAUUUGAAAAUAAAAAGUAAAGGCUAUGAAUGAGAUUAUUUUAGUUACUUUUUACAUAUUGGUGGUCAUUACAAACUGUCAAGAAUUCGUAUCAGAAUCGUGUAGUGAAUCAGUAGAUCACGUAGAUGUGCUUCCAGAUGCCGACGUCAUUAUUGGAGUAAUUCUAAACGUUCAUCACCCUGGUCAAGGUGUUUAUGGAUGUGGCCAAAUAAAUCCAGAAGGACUGGCCAUAUUUGAAGCAAUGAAAUGGUCUGUUUCUAUACUUAAUCAAAAUUCCGGUUUAGUAAAUGGUUUUCAAGUUUAUGAAUCUUUCAUACCCGGAAUUAAGAUAGGAUUGAGAGUCUAUGACAGUUGUAGUCAUCAAGAUUUAGCCGUUCAACAAUUGACAAGUCUUUUCCCAAUAUUAAAAUCGGGACCUAAUUCUUGCAGUUUUGUAUCAAAUAUCACCAUUCCUAUUUUAGGAGUAAUUGAUGAAGCAAACUCACUGAAGAGGAUUGAAUUAGUUGAGUCCAUCCAGGAAUAUCAUUUAAUUCAUCAACCUCUCCAAUAUUCUUAUCUCUCAGCAGAUUAUUUGGCACAGGCUAUGAAUGAGAUUAUUUUAGUUACUUUUUACAUAUUGGUGGUCAUUACAAACUGUCAAGAAUUCGUAUCAGAAUCGUGUAGUGAAUCAGUAGAUCACGUAGAUGUGCUUCCAGAUGCCGACGUCAUUAUUGGAGUAAUUCUAAACGUUCAUCACCCUGGUCAAGGUGUUUAUGGAUGUGGCCAAAUAAAUCCAGAAGGACUGGCCAUAUUUGAAGCAAUGAAAUGGUCUGUUUCUAUACUUAAUCAAAAUUCCGGUUUAGUAAAUGGUUUUCAAGUUUAUGAAUCUUUCAUACCCGGAAUUAAGAUAGGAUUGAGAGUCUAUGACAGUUGUAGUCAUCAAGAUUUAGCCGUUCAACAAUUGACAAGUCUUUUCCCAAUAUUAAAAUCGGGACCUAAUUCUUGCAGUUUUGUAUCAAAUAUCACCAUUCCUAUUUUAGGAGUAAUUGAUGAAGCAAACUCACUGAAGAGGAUUGAAUUAGUUGAGUCCAUCCAGGAAUAUCAUUUAAUUCAUCAACCUCUCCAAUAUUCUUAUCUCUCAGCAGAUUAUUUGGCACAGGUAUUGGCACGAAUGGCUGAAUUUCUGCAAUGGGAACGAAUUGCCAUUUUGUACGAAAAUAAUGACUACAGUGUCAGGAUUAUGAGAAAACUAAGCAAUCAGAUGUGUGUGAAAUCGGUAACGGUUUUGCCCGAGGAAGUGAAACUAUUCAAAAAGAUACUUGUCUAUCAUGCAAGCAGAAUGAAAGCUCAUACAGGUAUUAUUGUAAUUGCUCAGGGAAAAGCAUUGGAAUUUCUUUUGCAUACUAUGACUGAAAUGAUAGAUGCAACAUCUCGAAUGCAAUGGCUAUUUUCAUCGCUACCCCCAAUUAAUAAUUUAAUAAAAUUGGCAGAACUAAUGAAUAAUACUAGAGUUUAUUCAGUGGCACCGCAUCCAUCUGAAAUUAAAGAAUUGGAAGAUUAUUGGUCUCGUUUGAAAGAUCCUGCGCAAGAAUUCAACAAUAGAGACGAUAUAUGGUUUCAGGAAUAUUUAAUGCAGCGCAAAGGAUGCCGAAAUUGCAACAAUAUCGCAGUUCAUGAUACCGAAUCAGAAGUAUUAUAUCGUACUUCUCGAGUUUUAUCUGCUAUUAAUAAUAUUUUUUCAUUUGCUCAUGGAUUAAGAUCUGUGUGGAUUGAUAAAUGUAAUUCUACUGCCGGAUUUUGUGAAAUGAUUCAUCAUACAAGUAGAGAAGAAUUUUUUUCUAACUAUUUAAACAAAUUAGAAUUUCAACAUAGUGUCAUCGAUCGGAGUCCUUCAGGACUGGAUGGACGUAAAAGUGGAAGUAUUCCGUUUGGAAAACUAGAAAAUUGUAAAUUAUCUCUUAAUAGAUAUAUUGUCAAGAAUGAAAAUAAAUACGAACAAGUCUUUUAUCAAAAGAUUGCUUUGUAUCAAGAUGAUGACGUUAUUAACUACGAUACUGAUUUUCGUACUAUAUCAUCCACAUGUUCAAAAUUAGGAUGUGGACAUUGCACUAGGAAUCGUCAGUCAAGAAUUGAUGAGUCAACUGAUCCUGAAAUUACUAAUAUUCUUACUUUGGGUGAAGCUGAAGAUAUCUUUAUUGCUGUGUUGUUACCACUUCAUCAACCGGGAAGUAACGCAUUGGAUUGUAGUACUAAUAUUAAACCGGAAACCGUGGAAGAAUUAGAAGCAGUUCUUUGGAGUAUUAAUCUGAUCAACUCUAAUAUCACGUAUCUUCCAGGAAUAGACCUUGGAGUGGUAGUGAUAGAUACUUGUUCUUCUCCUCUUCGAUUAACUCAUCAAUUGGUUACCUACUUAUCUGAUAAAACAGAUGUCAAUGCUAAAGUCAAAUUGGAAUCUGUAAUCGGAGUUAUCUCCAUAGGAGAAACAAAAGAAUUAGAAGCUGCCUCAAUGGUUUUAUCAUCACUCAAUAUCACUUCUGUUACUCCAGAUGCAAGAGGUGAAAAGAGAGAUGUUUAUGACCUUCAAGUAAGAUUUUCACAUUAUACAUAUUAUUUUCAAGUUGAGCGUUACAAACUGAUGAAUCGUCAGUCAAGAAUUGAUGAGUCAACUGAUCCUGAAAUUACUAAUAUUCUUACUUUGGGUGAAGCUGAAGAUAUCUUUAUUGCUGUGUUGUUACCACUUCAUCAACCGGGAAGUAACGCAUUGGAUUGUAGUACUAAUAUUAAACCGGAAACCGUGGAAGAAUUAGAAGCAGUUCUUUGGAGUAUUAAUCUGAUCAACUCUAAUAUCACGUAUCUUCCAGGAAUAGACCUUGGAGUGGUAGUGAUAGAUACUUGUUCUUCUCCUCUUCGAUUAACUCAUCAAUUGGUUACCUACUUAUCUGAUAAAACAGAUGUCAAUGCUAAAGUCAAAUUGGAAUCUGUAAUCGGAGUUAUCUCCAUAGGAGAAACAAAAGAAUUAGAAGCUGCCUCAAUGGUUUUAUCAUCACUCAAUAUCACUUCUGUUACUCCAGAUGCAAGAGGUGAAAAGAGAGAUGUUUAUGACCUUCAAAUAACUCUAGAUGUAACAUCAAUGGCAAGAGCUGUAGCCGAAGUUUUUCAUCAUCUUGGUUGGAAUUACAUAAUUGUUAUUUAUGACGAAGAGCAUUCGAAAAGUUUUAUAGCUUUUAAAGAUGAGAGUAAUCGAAAUGGAAUUUGUUUUGCUUUAGAAUAUAAAGUUGGAGACGUUGAUUUACAAAUUAAAUUGCAAAAAGCUCAUCUACAAGGUGCACAAGUCGUAAUUUUAUGGACGAGUAGUUCUUCGGCAAAAAUUAUAUUUGACUUAGCUGAAAAUUCGACAGAAUUUGUUUGGAUUGGUGCAGGUUCUUGGACUGAGCAGUCACAAAAUAAUAUGUUAGUAAAAUACGAGAAAAUGCUAUCCGAUAGAAGUUUUAUUUUUCGAGUUAAGGAAAGUAAUAUUGAACAGUUUUCGUCAUAUUUCGAACAUUUAACACCGGAAAACAGCAAAAAUCCAUGGCUACGUGACUAUUGGAAUUUGAAGAAUUGUUCAAACUUUGGUUGCAAUAAACCUAAGAAUACUGUUGUAAAUGUGAUUCGAGCAAUUUCUUCUUUAACUUCAGGCUUAGCACUUUUAAGAUCAGAAGCGUGUAGAACUGAACGUGGUUUAUGUCCAACACUUUUACAACACCGUCAACUUCGACAACUAUUAAAUUUAUACAUUCGGAGGCAAACUACUAGAAUCGACGAUCCUCAUGACGUUUUUGGAUUCAAAGGCGAUGGAUCAGGAGACCUACCGAUAGAAAUAUAUAAAAUACAAAGAAUGAAAUCAAACUGGCCAUAUUUUCAAAAAGUAGGUGUAUAUCAAAAUGGAUUGAAGAGUCUUGCAGGAAUGGUAAUUGAUCAAGAAAAAACUGUGAUUUCAGAAUGUAUUUCUCAAUGUUCUUUAUGUCCAGGAAAACGAUCCGAUUAUGUUGUUACAGAAAGUAAUGCUGAUGUAUACAUAGCAGCUAGUCUUACUGUCCACGAAUCUUCAAAAAAUCCUUUAGAAUGCGGAAAGUUAACUAAUGUGCAACAAGUAGAAGCAUUUCUUUGGGCUUUGGAUCAAGUUAAUAAUAAUAAAGAAUUAUUAUCUGAUAUCAAACUUGGCAGUAUAAUUAUGGAUACAUGUGGAAGUCGUGAAAAGACAUCACGUGAUGUGGCAAAUAUAUUUAGUCAAUAUCCUGAUCGAUUCAACCUUCCUGAAUCAAAUAAAGUGAUUGGUUUUGUGAUAGGACAAUCAUCUAAUCUCAUACAACCAGUUACUGAUGUAACAAUGUCAUUAGUUAUCCCUACAGUAGCUCCUAAUGCAAUUAGUUCAACUUAUGAAGAUCCUGAAACUUAUCCUUAUCUUAUUCGCACAGGUGUAACAAAUAGCAUUCUUUCCCGUUGUCUCCUGGAAAUUUUAAAUUAUUUUGAAUGGAAUUACGUUUCUAUUGUGUAUAGCGACGAUCCGUGGAAGGAAGAAGAUUUAUAUAUUAAUUUUAAAGAAAUGGCUGGAAAAAAUAAUAUUAAAAUAGCAACAGAGAAUAAACUUCAUCUCAGUUCUACUACUACAAAUGUGGAUAAUGUCAUUCACCGUUUAGUUGCUAAAUCGAGAGAUGGUUCCAGAAUUGUAAUACUCAUAUUGAAUGAAGAACAUAUAGAUUUGAUGAUGAAACGAGCUGAUUAUUGGCUUCAAGAAGAAUUUUAUAAAAAGGGAGAUAUAAUUUGGUUAGCAAUAAAUCAUGUAGAUAUUUUAAAUAAAUACGCUGCUGCUGAUGGGGCUUUGAGCGUUACAUGGUUACCACCGCUUUUAGAAGAAUUUUUGAAAUAUUUUCAAAAUCUGGAUAUUUCUAACAAUAGCAGAAACCCAUGGUUUCGAGAAUAUUGGGCAUCAAUGUACAACUGUAGAGGAGCCGCUUGUUACAGUGGAUUAAAAGAAACAUCUGUGAAAGAUACACUUUAUCAAGAUCCGUUAGUUCCUGCAAUCAUUCAAUCAGUAUUUAUAUUUGCUCGAGGAUUGAGUGCUCUGAAGAAAACAAUUUGUCACGGAAGACCUGAUAAAUCAUGUUUAAAUACUAUUGAUGCUAAUAUUCGUGGAAUUUUGUAUACUUUUUGUGAACUGGAAGCAGUUUCGAAAAAUACCUCUGUAUAUAAAACACAAAAUAUCAGGAUAGUCCAUUUUCAAAGAUACAAUGGCAGCACUUUAAGUAUAGUUGAUGUUGGAGUAUUCAAAGAAAAUGGUGGAUUAAUGAUGAACAAAGAAAAAAUGUAUUAUGGAGAUAGAGCAAUAGACUUUGAUGCAGUUUCUUCCGUUUAUGCUAAUAAAUUAGAUUCUACAAUAUCCGUAAAAUCAAAACGACAACAAUUUAUGGAAACAUCAUCUGAAAAUUCCUGGAUCAUACAAUUUCUAUUACCAAUUCAUUCUCCUGGACCAAAUCUUUUUAGUUGUGGUGAUAUCAAUGAUUGGUCUUAUCAAAUAGUCAUAGGAAUGGAACAUUUUCUCAAUGAAUAUAAUAAAGAUCUGGAAUCAUGGCAGAGAAUUGGAUCUCUUGUCUUUGACACCUGUGGUCGUCAGCAAAGAGCUCAAGAACAAGUUUUCAAUUUAUAUGCAUCCGAAAAUAGUGUUAUGUCUGAAUCUGUGGUUGCAGCUAUUACUUUUGAGGAGGAAUUGGCUAAAGAAGUAGCUAUAGUUUUGGAAACAAUGGAAAUACCUCAAAUAGUCAUACCUACAUCUUUCAUUACAUCCUUCGAUGCUCCUCAUCUGACUUAUAGAACAUUACCCGAUGAUCACGGGCAUGCCUCCGUACUUUCAUCACUUAUUUUAAAUUACGGAUGGGAAGGCAUUUAUGUUAUGUAUAGCGCAAGCCAAAAAGGACGAAAACUUUAUUCCGACUUUGAAAAUUUAGCUGGAGGGAAGUGUAUUGCAAAUUCACUGAUUCUUCAUCCAGGAAAUAAUGGUGAUGAUAUUGCUAGUCAAAUGAAGUCGAUGUUAAGUGAUCAAAAUAUUAAAGUUGUAAUCUUAAUGCUAGAUGAUAUUUAUUUAACAAGAAAUGUUAUAUGGGCAGCUCGAAAAAUCAACAUUUUAAGACAAAUGAUUUGGAUUGAAACUGAAGGUUGGGCAGAUAAUCAAAUGAUUGAAGAACUUUUACCGAAAAACGCCAACUUUAUGACUGUUCGUCUAGAAAAUCCCCAAAUACCUGGCUUUAAUAAAUUCCUAACUACUUUUUCACCAUCUAAAAAAGGAAGUAUACCAGAAGAUUGGUUCCGAGAUAUCUGGCAAAGUAUUUUUAAAUGCAAUUUAAACAGUACAGGUACAACAUCAAAAACAUAUUCAAAACAAUGCAGCGGCAAAGAAAAGAUUCGUGAUAAUAUUAAACAAAGUAAAUAUAUUUUUCAAAUAUAUCAAUCAAUUUCCGUCAUUACUCGUAGUUUGAAACGUUUGUUUCAAAAUAAUUGUAACCAAUCUCAAGGAAUUAAACAAUUAAACGACUGUGUGAUUGAUGCCCGCUCAAAAUUGGCUCGACAUAUUCAAAAGGAAUUAGAAACUAUCAUCAAUUAUGACAUUAUGAUUUUGAAGAAAGUUGCAGGAAAUGGACAUUACGUUUAUGAGAAAGUUGGUGAUUGGAAAAAUGGAAAUCUUACCAUAUUGUCAGACUUAAUUCAAUUUCGAAGAUGUAUUAGUAAUUGUUCCGGUUGCAGUUUGAAGAAAAACGGAAGUUCGAUUACUUCAAAUUCUAUUAUAUUUUUAGAACGUCAACCUUUAUUGACAUCUAUUAAAACUGUUCCCAAUAUUGUAUUUAUAGCUCUUUCUUCUUUGGGUAUAGUUCUUGUCGCAAUAUGUGCUCUCUAUUUUUUAGCUGCUUUUCCUGUUGCUGUUGGCACUACUAUUCUCGGAUAUACAAUUUUAGUCGGACUCUUAUUACUUUAUGCUUCUAAUUUUGUAUUUAUAAUUGAACCCUUACCAGUACUUUGUGGAUUAAGAAGAUUUGUGAUGGGUUUUUCAUAUUCGAUCAUAUAUGCUGGAAUGCUAGUAAAAGUUAUGAAUACUUGGAGAAUGAUGGGAUAUCAUGGUAAUGGAAUGAUGGAAGAUAAUUCUAGAUUACCUGGAUCAGGAGGUUUACUAGUAAUAGCUUUAGGACUUGUUACGAUUCAAGUAAUUCUUAUGGCAUCAUGGUUAGUAUUGAUGCCUCCUAAAAUUACCGUGUUUGAUGGAAAAUGGAAAUGUGAACCGGUAAUGACAUUUGAGUACGAAUUGCUCGUAUCACAUACAUAUGUUUUUCUAUUAUUAUUCGUUACCAUUGUUUUUGGUUUUGUUACGUGGAGGAGUACUGAUAACCUCGGUGAAGCACGUUGGAUCUUAAGCGCUUGUCUCGUUUCUGGUGUCAUUUGGAUAGCUUGGCCUAUAACCACUCUAUAUUUUCCUAUAAAAUAUAGGGAUCACAUAGUGGUUAGUGCCAAUCUUUUAUCUGCUAGUCUUAUCAUGAUAUGUUUAUAUCUGAGGAAAGUUUAUAUUUACGGAAAAUUGAGUCGUCAAGCGCGUGAUCAAGAGAUCAAAGCAAGAUUACAUCCCAAUGAACAGAUGAAACCCACGUAUGGUACGUCACUUAGCCAAAGAGAAACAGUAACGAGAGGCAUACAAGUAAGGAGGAUGGAUUCGGGUGAAGAUGGAAUAGUACAAGUACAAGCCGCUGAUCUGUAUCCUCUUGACAUGUAUGACGGAAGUUGUCACUUUUUGGGAAGGAGAUCGAUACAACGGAGACGUUAAAUUUCUCUUAUAUCAUCCAAAAAAUAGUCAUCAUAAUACUCAGGCUGUAUUUAUUGCCCUUACAGCAAAUUUAAUAGAUUUAUUCGCGUGAAUAUUUUGUUUAGACACGCUUCAAUGUACAUAUUCUUAACUAUA
This is a messenger RNA of Centruroides sculpturatus (bark scorpion), 8592 nucleotides long. RefSeq lists its product as uncharacterized. Gene Ontology annotation, cellular component: membrane. Gene Ontology annotation, biological process: regulation of synaptic transmission, glutamatergic; G protein-coupled glutamate receptor signaling pathway. The transcript is spliced from 20 exons. Gene Ontology annotation, molecular function: adenylate cyclase inhibiting G protein-coupled glutamate receptor activity. NCBI's taxonomy places the organism in Eukaryota, Metazoa, Arthropoda, Arachnida, Scorpiones, Buthidae. Bases 661 to 8457 code for a protein of 2598 amino acids. The record is from RefSeq and is a predicted model, not a curated record.